GGAUUACUUGGCAGGCAAGGGACAUUUCGGAGACACAAUUGCUGAUAAUGUGGUGGAUCCAUCUCAGAAAUCAUAUGCAUAAACCACAUAUGCACAUGGAGAAAUUGAAAUGCUUUGAUUCUUCCUGUCUCUUUGGUGUCUCUUGACCUGCUUCAUAUCUCUCACCAUCUAUAUAACACAAACUCUGGAUGCCAGGGAAGGCACUGCAAAUCAUCUCUCUCAACCCUUCUAUUCCAGCUUCAGAAAAACUUCCUCACAUCUUCUUUAUCAUUCACCAAGAAAACCAGAAAAAAUGGCAGCUGCUUCUUUCCAUGCUCGCUCCAACAGUUUGCCUGCUAGAUCACACCCUCUAGUUUCUGAGAUCGAUGAGCAGGUUUGCAGGUUGAGACAAUCUCAGGCUGCUUCAACAUCAUCGUCAUCCAUAGGCCGGAAUCUAAAUGGUCUUCAGGAUGUGUAUGAUUGUGUAGACCAAUUGCUCCAACUUCCAACAACCCAACAAGCCUUGAUCAAUGACCAAAAGUGCUUCAAUGAGCUAUUGGAUGGAUCUUUGAGGAUCUUGGAUCUGUGCAACACAGCCAAGGAUGCCUUGUCCCAAAUGAAAGAGUCAGUCGCCGAGCUUCAAUCCGCUAUUCGCAGAAGGCAAGAUGGUCUGCAAGGAGAAACCAGAAGAUACCUGAAAUCUAGAAAGGCUGUCGUCAAAGCUAUCCAGCAGGUCUUGAAGGGUAUGGUUAACAAGAAAUCUACUUCAUCCAACAAUGUCGAGACCGUCUCCAUGUUGAAGGAAGCUGAAUCUGCUGUAGUUGACGUUUUGGAGAGCUUGUUGACAUUCAUUUCUCAAUCAAGCUCAAAGCCAACCAGCUGGUCAUUAUUUAAAAGGGUUGCAUCAGUAGCAGCAACAGAGAAUGAGUUUUCAGAUGUCGAUGCCGCCUUGAAGAUGAACAACUCUAGUGAAGAGAUCCAAGUUCAACUGAAGAACUUGGAGCCAUGCAUUCAAGAUCUCGAGGAAGGAGUUGAGAGCCUCUUCAGGCGUUUGAUAAAAACAAGAGCCUCCAUUCUCAAUAUCCACAAUCUGUAGUUACAUCAUCAAAACAAUACUUGUACAAGUUGUAUAGAAAAAUUUUGAUACUAAAAUCCAUAAAUAUACAUGGUCUCCAACUUCGUAGCAAAUUAUGUAUCUUUCAGUUCAUUGCUCCAUCUUACCACCCUGCACUUUCUUACUGACCAUUUUAAUUACCUUUCCCAUACAAGAGAAGCAUGACAGUGGAAACAGCUUAUGGGAUCAUUUCAGAUAGUUAAGUUAAAAUUAAGAGCUGGUGAACAUUAAACAGAUUAAUAUUUGUCAUUGUCCUAUUUAUUUACCUUUCUGCAAAUGAGAGGAAAAUGACAGUUAAAAUGAGUAGUGGCAUCAUUACAGAUAGUUUAACUAUCUUGAUUAACCUCUAACUCUAUGUUUGAAAGCUGGUGAAUUAUUAAAGGGAAUUCACAUGGGGAGGCUCAUAAAUCCCAAAUUAACAAUGUCAAAAGAUCAUUAACACGAUUUUCCCUUCAAUUUGCAUCAUUUAUAAAAGGGCUGUAACACGUUGGAGGAAGCCAGAUUAGUGGAUCUUGCCCUCCAUUAGUGAAACAACCCUGUUAAUCCAUGCAGCAUGCUGUUCAAAAUUAUGAUUAUUUUAUACCAUACUGCAUCAGGUUUUAGCAAACUUUUAGCAUGGUUCUAGGAGCUAGCUCGUGGCUAUGAACUGGCAUUAUGCAGAAGAUGACAGUAUAGGGAAUACGAUUAGGCAUUCAUCGUGCUAUCGUUAAGUAUAUUAAUUGAUCAAGGUGGUGGGAAGAUUGGAAGCUAACUAACUGGAUCUUGCCCCCCAUCCACACUGCAAUAUGUUAUCCCAUGCAUUUGAUUAAAGCUUAAACUGAUACCAUUAAGGACACAUUUAAUAAGCGUUUAAUCAAUAAGGGAACAUUUACAAUUAGUCAAUUACCAGACCCCUCGUGUAGACCAUUGAAGAACUACUUUCUAAUGAAUCCAUACAAUAGGCAUGAUUUUGUAGGUUGAGAGAUUCUGGAAAUGAUGAAUUGAAUGCACUGAUCGAUACCUUAAGCUUCAGGUUGCAAAAUCCUUCACAUGAAUGGAUCACCGAGAGACUUUGGCUUGAAAUGUUGUCUGCUCAGUUAGGCAUGCAGACUAUCUGCUCUAGCAAGUUCAUCUCUACUUGCCACUUGGUUAUGGUUUUCCCAGCUCAGAGAAACCAGCAAUGAACAUCAACAGGCAACUGUUCUUCUUUUGUUUUUGGUCUGUAGAUCAAAUGACAAUGAUGAUUCAAACACGAUGAGACAGACUUAUUGUUUGUUUUAGCCUGCUGCAUCUAGUGGUUCUAGUUUGAGAGUUGCAUUGCAUCUACAUAUUCCUCAGUGGCGCCUUAUAAAGUUUCCCUUCUGCUGCCUUCUUGGUAUCUCAAUUGACUAUUUAUGGUUGGAUAUCAAACGACAAACAAGGAAGGUGAUGCACGAGUAAGCUGUUUCACAUAAUUUUCAAUGCACUAGAGAGAUGACAGCUCCAUUUUUAUUUUUGGGUAGAAACAGCUCCAUUUUUUAAUGAUGUAGUAGGUGAAGCAGAAUGCAUGGAUCUUGCCUACCUUGGUGAUGGAUGCCAAUGAGUUGGAUUAAAUGGUAGGAAAGGGA
This is a messenger RNA of Linum trigynum, 2679 nucleotides long. The record is from the annotation of a GenBank genome assembly. NCBI's taxonomy places the organism in Eukaryota, Viridiplantae, Streptophyta, Magnoliopsida, Malpighiales, Linaceae.